Symbiodinium natans is the source of this 1254-nucleotide messenger RNA. The record is from the annotation of a GenBank genome assembly. NCBI's taxonomy places the organism in Eukaryota, Dinophyceae, Suessiales, Symbiodiniaceae.
AUGGAUCCCAAUGCGCUUGUGGUGAUGACUCUUGCUGGCCCGGUGCCUGCUGACGCGCUGAAUGGGCCGAUCCUGUGCAGGGAGUGGCUCCUCAAUGAUCAAUCGACAUUGCUUCAAUCCUCGAAGGCUCCAUUGGAUGCCGGUGACGUGGUGCAGCUCUCCUGCUUGUCUUCCGUUCGGCGGUGGCCGCUCUCCACCCUUCAUAACCUCCACUUGAACCGCGAGGAUGCCGUGCAAGCGGCUGCCGCAUUCUCGCGGGAGUUCAGUGGUGCUGGCUUGAUUCUAGUGUCGACCCCGUCUUCUUUCUCCGUGCAACAGCCUCGAGCGCUGCUGGAAAUAUCUCGAGAAGCAGGCGUGCAAAUUGCCAUGGGCACGACACCUCCGCAGGAUCUGAUGGAUUUCGAGGCUUGUGUAUCAGCAGUAGUGUCGGAUUUGGCAUGUGGCUUUAGCGGUUCCGCAAGCACAGAACCCUUGAGGCCAGGCUUUAUCGGUGAAAUCGAUGCAGAGAAGAUGGAGAUCUUAGCUGUUUGCGUGGAGGCGCAGCUGCGUUCGCAAGCGCCUCUUCUUGUGGUUGGUUCUGUUCCCCGAGAAGCACUAGGAUACCUGGAUCGUGGAUUGUGGAGGAAGUGUGCCUUCUUUGACGUUCCAGAUGACAGCCCCGUGUCUGUGCAGGAGUUGCAGGAGCGGGGGGCCUACGUGGGCUUCUGUGCCCCUCCUCAGGCAGCUGACGUAGCUUGGGAGGACUACCCCGGCCGACGGCCCAUGAGGAGCGAGGCCGGCUUCCUCGAGGCGGCGGCGCGGGUGCGGCCCGGGCAGCUCCUGGCCUCCACGGGGCUCCGCUUCCGCUGCGACCUCGCGGCCUUCGGAGGGCCGGGGCUGGGCUACGCCCCGCAGCUCCUGCAGCGAGGCUCCCUGCAGCACCAGUGCUGGGCCAAUGCCGCCAGCUUCCUGAGCUACCCGUGGCAACCGCCCAAGCCACCCGAGAAGGUCCUACAUGAAAUCGAAUGCCACUGGUGUGGCACAAUGAAACCUGAUGGAGAGCACUUCAGCAAAAUGGGCUUCGACUACUGCUCGCCGAGCUGCGUUGCCAAGCACCGCAAGGCCGACUUCGAAGCCAGCGCCCACGGUGUUGAAAAUCUCGCACGCCUGUCCUCAAAGUGCAUGUGCGGAAGUCAACGUGCGCCUCACACCCCCGGAAGCCAGAUCUCUUUGCCCUGUGUGUAUGUCUGUACAUGGUUCAAGCCCUCAUCAUAG